This is a messenger RNA of Phytophthora nicotianae INRA-310, 1116 nucleotides long. RefSeq lists its product as hypothetical. The coding region runs from base 1 to 1116 and encodes 371 amino acids. The record is from RefSeq and is a predicted model, not a curated record. Gene Ontology annotation, molecular function: protein binding. NCBI's taxonomy places the organism in Eukaryota, Oomycota, Peronosporomycetes, Peronosporales, Peronosporaceae. The transcript has 2 exons.
AUGUUCGAUAUCUGUUUACGCACGUACAGCAGCCACGUCAAUCGCAAGUUCAGCAUGCAGUGCGCCUUCCUGGAGCAGCAAUGGAACAAGCAGUCGAUUGUGGCCUGUGGAUCGGAGGACAACCGUAUUUUGAUGUGGAAUGUAGGCUCACAGGAUGUAACUUCUGUCUUGACCGGCCACGACCAUCCAGUACUUGCACUCGCAGCCCAUCCGACUCACGCACUGAUGGUAUCGGGCUCCAAUCGAGACAUCAAGAUGUGGACUCCAAGUGUUGAAGCUGAUGGCGAUAGUAACAUGGAGAGCAAUGGCACAAAGGACCUAUCCAAGUUCAAGUUUAUUGAAAAGCCGGCUGGUUUUUCAAGAAGUGUGAUAUCUGUGUACAAAGAGAAACGAGCGCUCGCAGGCCUUGAGGAGGUACGUAACCUCGUCGGCUUGUCUCAACUGAAGGCUGAACUUCAUGAGCAAAUGUUUGUGAAUGCUGGAGUGAUGAUUCGUUGGCAUUUUGCAAAGCGUCUGCGGCUAUACGUGCAAAUUACAUUUGAAGGCACCAAUGAGACGGGUGUGGUGAAAACGCUCCAAAUACGGGACGCUCUAACUCCGUGUGGCGUUGAGUGGAGCGAGCAGUGGAUACCAUGGUCAAACCGCAUCGGUGAAAACGGAUUGGCUUUCUACGUUCGAUUGAUCUGGGAGUUCCAAGAUGCGAUUGAGAAGAGGAUGAAAGCAGAGCCCAAUGAGAUCGGAUUUCGUGCGCCCUCACUCUUUCCCGUCUCCACGACAUACACGGCGUCGCACAUCAAGAUUAACGGAACCACCCUGGCAGGAUUCUACCUACGCGUCAAGAAGCGGGAGAUGGAGUUCUUCUGGCAGAUUCCUGGAGUGUUGGUUUCAACCGAAUCGUUUCAGCAAAAUCGUUGGGUGGUGAUGCGCAACGCUUUUGGCAUGUCGAGGUUUGAAACGAGAAGUCCUCAGUGUCCUCUCCCCAAGCCCGAGUUUGUGAGCCUCCCCGUAGGAGAGAAGUAUGAGCACGCUAGCCAUCUCUUUGCAAACCAGGUCACCACGGAUGGAUACGGCGCAUCUCUCUUGCUCUUUCGGCCCAAGACAAAAAAAUGGCGAUGA